This is a messenger RNA of Penicillium manginii, 483 nucleotides long. RefSeq lists its product as uncharacterized. Bases 1 to 483 code for a protein of 160 amino acids. The record is from RefSeq and is a predicted model, not a curated record. The transcript has a single exon. Lineage: Eukaryota; Fungi; Ascomycota; Eurotiomycetes; Eurotiales; Aspergillaceae.
AUGACCGUUGCCCGCGCCCAACCAAAGUCGCCGUCUCCUGCUCGUGCAGUUCCUCUUCAACCUUUCAGAAACAACAAACGCUGGCCCCCAAUGGCCAACCGAAACGCACUUCCAUAUAAGCUCACGGUCAUUUCCAAAGAGAAACUGGCCCGGGAAGCCACCGCCCCUGACCCCAACCUGCGUCGCUGUGUUGCACACUUCCGCCUGCAUUGUGGCUCCGUCGAAUGGACUGAGAACGAUAUGAAGUCCCGCAUUAGCUCUUUCGAGUUUGAAGAAACCGACGACGAGGACGAACCGGACAGCAUCGACGAGCAAGAAGAUCUCAUGAUGAAGAACACUGUCAUUCGCGUCGUCGAACCCCCUGCUGAGAUUACGCCACCAACAAAAACCAACGCAGACAGUGGUAUGUUGGUUCAGAGCCAGGACUGCAUGGAUUCCAAUAAGAACUUCUGCUGUGUCACGGUCUCUCCCUGUGCUGGCUGA